Corylus avellana is the source of this 1752-nucleotide messenger RNA. RefSeq lists its product as uncharacterized. The record is from RefSeq and is a predicted model, not a curated record. Gene Ontology annotation, molecular function: protein binding. Gene Ontology annotation, cellular component: plasma membrane. NCBI's taxonomy places the organism in Eukaryota, Viridiplantae, Streptophyta, Magnoliopsida, Fagales, Betulaceae.
AUGGAUCAGAGGCUUUUGGAGGCAAUUGCAAAGAAUGACAGGCGCGCCUUUAUGAGUAUAGUUGGAGAGAAUGGAGAAAUUCUGCAGCAAAGAGCAGGCAAUAGCUCUCACACGGUGUUGCACCUGGCUUCAAGAUUCGGGCAUAUUCAAAUGGUGACAGAUAUUGUGAAGCUGCGCCCUGACAUGGUCGCAGCUGAGAAUAGCAGGCAGGAGACUCCAUUGCAUGAAGCUUGUCGUCAAGGAAAUUUGAAGGUGGCGAUGCUGCUGAUUGACACCAAUCCAUGGGCAGCUUGUAAGCUUAACUCCGACAGGCAGAGCGCGUUGUUCAUGGCUUGCAGUCAUGGGCAUCUCAAGGUGGUCGAGUUCCUUUUGAGUAGGCCAUGGAUGCGGGGGCUGGUUGAAGAUGAUUUUGGUCAAAAUUGCCUUCAUGUUGCUGUAUCAAGAGGACAUACAGGUAUUGUUAGGCAGAUUUUAGAUGUGUGUCCAAACUUUGCUCAAAAGAUUGAUACAAAUGGAUAUUCGCCAUUGCACUGCUCUUGUCAUAGAGAGAACUUGGAGAUAACAAGAAUGCUGCUAAGGCUUGACGCAGACCUUGCUCUGCAAUAUAAUAAUGAUGGUUACACACCUUUGCACUUGGCAGCGAUGAAGGGCAACACUGCAAUUCUAAAAGAAUUCAUGUCGAUAGCUCCAACAUCUUUUCAGUAUCAUACAAAAAAGGGAGACACAGUUUUUCAUCUCAUUGUGAGAUACAACCACUACGAUGCUUUCUUUCACUUGGUGCAUGUUUUCAAUGAUACCAGUAUCUUUCACUGUCCAGAUCAAUAUGGUAACACCAUCUUACAUAUUGCAGUCUCUGGAGGACACCAUCAGAUUGUGGAGUACCUGAUUAACAAAACAACAGUUGAUAUUAGAAUCCAGAACCAUAAAGGACUGACAGCCCUUGACAUCCUGGACCAGGACACUGAGAAUGCCCAGAUGAAAAUAAUCCAGCAAGAAGUAGAAAAGAUGUGUGAAAUUCAGGAGAACGACAUAUCUGAACCAGAAUGCUCCUCAAAGCAGACUCAAAGCACCCAGACAACAAGUUUGGGACAACAGAAACAUCUCAGCGAGAGACGACAGGAAGAAGUAGCAGAAAUUUAUAGAAGUCGUCAAAAUAAGCAAGAUGAGAGAUACGAUGAGGGGGUCCAGAAUGCCAGGAACACAAUUAUACUGGUGGCCAUUCUGAUUGCCACGGUUACAUUUGCAGCCGGGGUAACCCCUCCCGGUGGCGUCCAUCAGGAUGGACGAUUGGAGGGAAAGUCCAUCGUAUGCAGAACGACAGCGUUCAAGGUAUUCGCGCUAAGCAAUAACAUCGCAUUGUUCUCAUCUCUAUGCAUCGUCGUCGUCCUAGUCAGCAUCAUUCCUUUCCAAAGAAAACCUCAGAUGAUGAUCCUGACAGUUGCUCACAAGGUGCUGUGGAUAUCCGUGUCAUUCAUGGGAACAGCGUACGUGGCAGCAACAUUGGUCAUCCUUCCGAAAGGGAUGGGAGCAGAGUGGAUGUUCGUGGCAUCACUGUCAAUCAGUGGAGGAGCUCUGGGGACAGUUUUUUUAGGUUUAACUAUAAUGCUGGUUGAGCAUUGGUGUCGAAAGAAGAAAUGGAAGAAAGAGAGAAUGAGAGUGGGGGAUGCACUUGCAAAAAGCAGAAUUAGAAGCUUAUAUUCUUUUAAUUCUGAUCUUGAGAGUUCCCACCGUCAAGGCUAUCACUCAUACUGA